AUGCCAUCUCUACCUCCUCUUCAAGACUCCCGACCAAAUUCAAACCCCCCUAACCAAGCCUCCGAAACCGAAGAAGAAAGAGCUGCUCGCCACCGCGCACACCAUGAAAAAAGACGUCGAGAAAGGAGAUUAGCUCGCACUUGCGACGAUUCCGAGCGAGGAGAUCGAAAGAAAGAGAAAGAUGAUAGGGGAAGGAGUAGGGGUGAUGAAACUAAUAAAGAAGAAAAACAAGGACUUUUCAGUAAGAGUCGAAAGAGUAUUGGAAGGGGAAUUAUGGCGUUAGGGAAAUGUGUGGCGGGGAAUGUGGAUGGAGAUGGAGAGGAGAAGGGGAGAGAGGAUAGAAAGGAUGCUGGUGGGAAAGGUGAGGAUGAGGAAUAUAGGAGAAGGCGGAGGAGACGACGUGGUAGUGUGGGGGAGGAUGAGAAUGAGGAGAAGAGAGCGAGAGAUAGAGAUGAUAGGGAGAGGAAAGUUCGAUUUGAUGUUAAAUCUCUUGCUCCUGAAGACAGGCCAAGAACCGAGCGAGGUAGAGAUACAAGGGAGGGAGAACCUCGUAAACCGACACCUCUAGUGAAAUCAUCACCUUCUCUCCCUCCUAAAACCUCAUCUCCCACAGCAAAAGAAAAAGAAGCCCAAACACUUUCCAAAGAAAUCGAAGAACGCAGUCUCGCAGAAGCAAAAAAGCUGCACAUCGCCCAACGAGCCCGCGAAGAACGCACUAAAGCCGAACAAGAGAGAACAACCCAAGCCCUCUCAGCCGAGAGUGCUCAAAAAGAGAAAGAAGAACGCGAUCGUAUCUCACGACAGAACAUCUUACUCCAGCACGAAAAGGAGGAGAAGGAGGAGAAGGAAAAAGAAAAGGAAAAAGAGAAAGAAAAAGAGAGACAAGAAAACAUCCAUCGAGAAUCCAUCCGUAAAGCCACCGAAGAGCGAGUCGCGCGCGAGAGAAAAGAACAAGAGAGGAAUCUUCGUUUACAACAAGAACGAGCAGAAAAAGAACACCGUGCUCGACAAGCACAAAAAGAGGUAGAAACCGCUCGACGUUUGCAACAAGAACGAGCAGAAAAAGAACACCAAGCACAACUUGCACGAGAAGAAAAAGUCCGUCAAGAACGAGAACGAGAACGAGAGAAAAUUCAACAAGAGCGUAAACGUCAAGAAGCUCUGCGUCUCCAACAACAAAAAGUACAACAAGAACUCAAAGUCCAGCGGCACCGUCAAGCACAAGCCGAUUCUCUCCAACGCGCCCAGCGACAAAAAGAAGAACAAGCCGAAGCCGCCCAUCUCCUCAAACUCAAACAACAACAACAACAACAACAACAACAACAACAACAACAACUCCAAGCCCAACGCGCGGCUCAAGGAGCCGAAACCGCUCGUCAAAAAGCCGACGCAAAAGCAAAGGCAAUAAAACAACUAGCCCUUCAACGAGAAAAAGAACAACUAGCUGCGCAAAACCAUCUCGCCGCGCAACGCCUCGCGCUCGCACUCGAGAAACAACACCUCAAAGCCGCCGCCAAAAAGCCCACACCCUUCAAACUCACCCCGACCAAUCUCCUUGCGGUACCUCAACCCCCCAAGUGCAUUGGAAACAUGGAGCGCACGAUUCUCGAAGGCUACGUACCCAUGAGCAGCGCGGAGCUUCUGGCGCGGGAUAUUGCGCUUGGAGUGGCGAUGCCACCCAGACCCGUGCGGUGUAUUGGGAAUAUGGAGCGGACGAUUUUGGAGGGCUAUGUGCCGAUGAGUGAGGAGGAGAUGAGGAGGAAGAGGGAGGGGAGGAGGUAG
Botrytis fragariae is the source of this 1782-nucleotide messenger RNA. RefSeq lists its product as uncharacterized. Lineage: Eukaryota; Fungi; Ascomycota; Leotiomycetes; Helotiales; Sclerotiniaceae. The record is from RefSeq and is a predicted model, not a curated record. The coding region runs from base 1 to 1782 and encodes 593 amino acids. The transcript has a single exon.